CUCCAUUUUUCUGCUUCCUGCGCGCGACUUUUGAAAAAGCCACGUGGUUUCAUAAGCGCCGCCUGAUGGACUGAGCGGCUCAUCCAAUCACAGUCAAGGGACGCUGCAGACAUCUUUACAUGCAUGCUGCAUAAGAGCAGCUUUCUCUGCUUCUCCCCACCAUUGUGUUGGAAACUCUGAGAGACAACAUGCCUGAACCCGCCAAGUCUGCGCCCAAGAAGGGCUCCAAGAAAGCGGUGACCAAGACCGCCGGCAAAGGAGGCAAGAAGAAGAGAAAGACCAGGAAGGAGAGCUACGCCAUCUACGUGUACAAGGUGCUGAAGCAGGUCCAUCCCGACACGGGCAUCUCCUCCAAGGCCAUGAGCAUCAUGAACUCGUUCGUCAACGAUAUCUUUGAGCGCAUCGCCUCCGAGGCGUCGCGUCUGGCUCACUACAACAAGCGCUCCACCAUCACCUCCAGGGAGAUCCAGACCGCUGUGCGCCUCCUGCUGCCCGGUGAGCUGGCCAAGCACGCCGUGUCUGAGGGCACCAAGGCCGUCACCAAGUACACCAGCUCCAAGUAGACGUCUCCUGAUCUCACUCAAACCCAAAGGCUCUUUUAAGAGCCACCCACUCCAUCUGAAGGGCUCUGUUAUUCCUCACUACCACCGU
Fundulus heteroclitus (mummichog) is the source of this 651-nucleotide messenger RNA. RefSeq names its product histone H2B 1/2. Gene Ontology annotation, cellular component: nucleosome. The coding region runs from base 189 to 563 and encodes 124 amino acids. Lineage: Eukaryota; Metazoa; Chordata; Actinopteri; Cyprinodontiformes; Fundulidae. The record is from RefSeq and is a predicted model, not a curated record. Gene Ontology annotation, molecular function: structural constituent of chromatin; protein heterodimerization activity; DNA binding. The transcript has a single exon.